Candidozyma haemuli is the source of this 2520-nucleotide messenger RNA. Its product is annotated as putative zinc metalloprotease. Gene Ontology annotation, molecular function: carboxypeptidase activity. The record is from RefSeq and is a predicted model, not a curated record. Bases 1 to 2520 code for a protein of 839 amino acids. The transcript has a single exon. Lineage: Eukaryota; Fungi; Ascomycota; Pichiomycetes; Serinales; Metschnikowiaceae.
AUGUCCUACGAACGGUUGUCGAACGGCUCGUUGCCGUCACUUCCGCCUGCGUACGACAGCAAUAGUGAGUCGCCUCCUCGCACCCUGCGGGACGGGGACGACGACGAUACUGGCUAUGGCUUUGCUUCGGGUUCCGGAAGUUCCAAUGUUGCACCUCCAAUAGAGCAGUUUGAGAUCGACGACGACGAAGUGUACGAGCCCGUGAAGCGGGAUAGCGUGAUUAAGCGGUUUGUGUUUGUUUCAAAGAGAUGUGCUUUCACCUUUAGGGAUAAGGUGGUGGACCCGGUGGUUCGCUGUCUAGAUCCGAUAUAUGAGGUGUAUAACUACUUCCACCGCCACUACGAGCUGCUGUUGCUCAAGUUGGGCAAUCCGUUGGUGGUAAAGCGGUUGUUGUAUGUGUUUUUGGUGGUGAUGUUGAUGUUUGUGGUGUCGGAGAAUGAAAACACUGAUGGCAUUAACGGCACCUCUGGAGGCGCCUUCUCUUCGGGACACUUUUACGAUACAGACAAGUUGGGCGAUACGUUGGCCCAUUAUAUCGAGGGGAGAACUCUCCAGGAGAACUUGCAGUACCUCUCGUCGAUGCCCCACAUGGCUGGUACUAUGGGAGACUUGGCUUUGGCUCGGUAUGUGGAGAGCUACUUCACCAACAAUGGUAUCACGAACGUCGACUUUCAUGAGCUCGAGACGUUUUUGAACUUCCCCACGGGCGAUUCGUACCUCAGAUUGGCUGACGGCUCGCUUCUGGCUUCUUUGGGCGGCAGAGACAAUGUCCAUGAGCAACUUAUGGCGUUUAACCCUAAUUCUCCUAGCUCAGAUGGUGAAAUUGAGGCUCCAUUCAUUUAUGGUAACCAUGGUGAUCCUGAAGACUUGCAGAAACUCUUGCAUGAGCGCAUGGACCUCAAGGGAGCCAUCCUUUUCGUCAAAUAUGGAGGCGAGACCCCAGAAGCAAACAAGGUUUAUGCAGCUACUCAGCUUGGUGUCAAGGCUGUGGUGUUCAUAUCUCCAAAAGUUCCAUUUGCAGGAGAUGCAGCUGAUGAUACUAUCAAGAAGACGAACGUUGGUCUCUGGAGAUACAGCGCCGGUGAUGUGUUGAGACCAGGUUGGUCCAAGCAUGGCACUUACUUCUCUAAUACUGACUGGGAACAUUCGAAGGCCACUCCAAAGAUACCUUCUAUUCCUGUUAGCUGGAAAGAUGGUAUGGCUUUUGUGAGCAAACUCAAGAACCAGGGUGUUGAUUUUGGUGAUGGCUUCUUUUCGGGUAGCCUUGAUAAGAAUCCUAAGAUCAAGCUUGUUGUCAAGAAUACUGAGCGCAUGACCCACCCAAUCUGGAACAUUGUUGGCCACAUUCCUGGUCGUGAACAGCCUGAAAAGGGUGUUCUUUUCGGUGCUGCUCGUGAUUCUUCUUGUUACGGCGCUAUGUCAUCCGCCAGUGGCACCGCUGCAUUGUUGGAGCUUGUUAAGAUCUUCUCUGGUCUCCAGAGAAAGUACAACUGGACUCCUACUAGGUCAUUGUAUUUCGUUUCUUUCGAUGGUACUGAGAACAACUUGGCUGGAUGCGCCAAGUGGGUCGAAGCCAGAAAAGAUUCUCUUAUUAGCGAAGGCUACACUUACAUUGAUAUCAACGGUUUGGUCACCGGUGACAAAUUAUCAAUCGAGGCCCAUCCAUUUGUUCAAAAUAUUAUCAAGGAUGCCAUGAAGAAGGUUAGUCUUACUGAAGACCAGAAAUCCGGCUCUCUCCAGUCGCUCUACGAUCUUUACAAAUCCCGGAACCAGGGCAAGGAUGAUAUCUCCUAUAGCAUGUUGGAAGAGAGAAACUAUGUGCCUUUCAUCAACGAGAUCAACAUGCCCGCCAUGGAGGUCGCGUACAAGGGUGACUUUGUUGAGGGAACCUGUGCUGAUACUUUCAGGACCUUCACCGACAAGAAAGUCGACCCUGAAGUGAAGAAGCAUAAGCAGGUUGUUGAGGUUCUUGCUAGAGUGGGCCUCGAACUUGUUGAGAACCCCAUGAUCCCAUUCGACUUUGAGAGCCUUGCCAAUGACUUAUCCGAUCACCAGAAAGAUCUUGAAAAAUACAUCUCAGACCAAAUAAAGGCGUACCCUUCGCCAGUUACGACUAAAUUCUCUUUCGAUGGGUUAAAACGUGCUAUUGAUAAGCUCAGACGUGACGCUCACCAGAUGAGGAUUAGGCAAGUUGAUUGGAAGAACUUCAUUGAACACAGUGGUAUGGAACCACCAGUGUUUGCUGCCACAAGACGCCUGAUGAACCAGAAUAUGGUUCUUUUUGACUCAUACUUCCUCAGCAACGAGGCUCUGCGUCCAAGAGUGGGAUAUGCAAACUAUCUUUUCGGUGCCCCAUUUGAUGCGCCAUCUACGGAUGACUCUUCAAAGUACCACUGGAACAGUUUCCCUAUGGUACGUGAUGCUGCAGCCAAAGGAAAAUUUGGAGACGCUCAAUCUGAGAUCGAUCGCGUCGCUAGCUUGAUAGAAUCUGCCUGUGCAGCUAUCAAUCCCAUGGGUUAG